Mytilus trossulus (common blue mussel) is the source of this 1918-nucleotide messenger RNA. RefSeq lists its product as uncharacterized. Bases 167 to 1759 code for a protein of 530 amino acids. The transcript has 2 exons. Gene Ontology annotation, biological process: proteasome-mediated ubiquitin-dependent protein catabolic process; protein polyubiquitination. Gene Ontology annotation, molecular function: ubiquitin protein ligase activity. NCBI's taxonomy places the organism in Eukaryota, Metazoa, Mollusca, Bivalvia, Mytilida, Mytilidae. The record is from RefSeq and is a predicted model, not a curated record.
UUUGAUUUUCAUUUAAAAAUUGAUAUACGUUUUCAUUAUUAUACAGAUUUUCAACAAUGAAUGAAGACAUUCGAUUUUAACGAAAACGACCAUGGAGAACACGCAUGUGUAACCAGCUGAUAUUUCGUAUCGUGGCUGACUGACUAAAAACCAGUUUAAAAUCAAUAUGGAGACCCCUUUCCAAAUCUCUGUAAAUAAAGUAUGUCUUAAACAUGACGAAGAUUUAAACUUUUACUGUUCAUUGCAUGACGAAAUUUUAUGUCGAAACUGUGUGAAAAUGGGACAUAAAAAAUGUUCGCCACAGAUUUCAGUUUCGGAAAUUGCAACAAAAUCGAAAACUUCAGUGUCUGCUAAUUUAGAAUCAAAUUUUAAGAUCAUGACUGAGAAUUUAAAGAUUGCGUUAGAUCAUCAACGUCACACCCUUUCGAAUAUGGGUGAAAAAGAAGCAGAAGCAAGAAAGCAAAUCCACAAUAUUAGAAUUAGAUUCAAUAAAAAGUUGGACGAAUUAGAAAAACAACUUUUAAAAGCAUACACUGAAAAGCGUGAAACGAUUGUUCCAACUAUAAAAGAAAACAUCGUUACAAUGGAAAAAAAGGAAAAGGAAAUUGUCUUAAUCAUAACCAAUACAACAAAAAUUAAAGAAUUCGGUUCAGACAUAGAUUAUUUUCUUGCCGCUAGACAAGUUACUCAAAAACUGUUAGAUGAGGAAGACACCGUCACAGCUACGUUUGAAAAGCUUCGCGGGGUCAAUGCUUAUUUUACUUUAAACGGUGAUAUUGAACAAUUUGUGUCAAAGCUGAACAAAAUCGGAGAUGUCUUCGUCGAGGAAGUACCAUGCUCCGUAAAUAUGAAGUCGUUGAUAGGAGAAAAGAAAAAGACAACAGAAAAGGAAAGCCAAGAUAUUCCAGUUCUGGAGUUGAAAAAAGUUCAUGUUGAUAAAGAUGGAGAGGGGACACCUGGUGAUGAAGGGGAUAUUUUCAAAUUAAAAUUUGUUCUAAAAACCAAAUUUGAAAUGACAAAGGGGUUUCUUAAGAAAGAUUUACGUAUAUGCAAUGGUACUAUCAUGAAAGACCAAAUAGUGUUUACUGACAGAGAAAAUAAAAGAUUCAUUAUGACCUCCAUUACUGGUGAACAUCUUAACAAUAUGGAAGUAACGGGUAGACCAUGGGGCAUUGCAAAAAUCGACGAAUCUAGACUUGUUGUUGUCACAUUUCCGUAUGUCGGCAGUGGUUAUAUUGAAAUAUUGGAUAUAAUGAAUAAUAAAGUCGAGAAGCCAAUCAGUAUAGGCGGACUUUGUCGAGGUAUAGCUUACUAUGAAGGACUUAUUUAUGUCGUCGUGUAUGGCAAAGGGAUAUCAAUUGUGGAUCUUGAAGGUGAUGUUAAAACAGAAAUACCUAUUAAUGUAAACGGCGUGUUUCAUUUAACUGUAAAUGCAAAUCGAAUGUAUUAUACAGACGAAUGGACCCAUACUUUACACUGCUGUGAUUUGAAUGGAAAGGAAAUUUGGCGUUUUAGCGGCGAUAGGGUGCGGGAACCACAAGGCAUUGCGACGGACGAAAACGGGAAUGUGUAUGUGACGUCGUAUCUUUUUGAUAACGUCACAGUAAUAUCUCCGGAUGGAAAACAGCACAGAGAAAUCUUGAAUAAAUCUGAUGGACUACUGGGACCUUCUAGUAUAUACUAUGACAACAAGAAAAAAUAUUUAAUGGUAUCUAGUCGUGAACAUGGACGAGUAUCAAUUUUUCAUGUUCUUAUAUAAGAAUAAUGCUCAAAUUCAAACAUUAAGUUCUGGCAUGUGUACUAUUGUUUUUCUGUUUGUCUUUUUCAUUUUUAGCCAUGAUAUUGUUAGUUUAUUUUCGAUUUAUGCGUUAGACUGUCCCUCUGGUAUCUUUCGUCCCUCUUUUUUAACAUUUUAGCG